Molecule: messenger RNA, 711 nt
Organism: Cladocopium goreaui
Lineage: Eukaryota; Dinophyceae; Suessiales; Symbiodiniaceae
Source: the annotation of a GenBank genome assembly
AUGGUGGUGGCUGGAGGCUUUGACUUUUCCGAGGAAGUGGCCUUGGCCAGUUGCGAGGCUGGGGCUUACACACGUCUGGAUCCGCUUCGCAUUGGUGAAGUCUCCGAGGCCUGUCCCGGCCUGGCUGCGUCUGCUCAGGCAGUACUGGCAGUGGGCGGUGGAAGCAGUAUGUUUACGGCCGCCGAGGCAUUUUCCAGUGUCGAAGUCUUACCCUUGGGAGCACAGCAGGUCACCGAUUCAGGGCACGCCUUUGCGGUCAGUGGCUAUGCCGGCAACGAGAUGUACGAGGCGUCUGUGGAGUGGCUGGACCUCUCGUCCGAGGGCUUGCGGAACGGCUGGCACUUUGGGCCCCAGCUAUCGCAGGCCCGAGCAGGUUGCGCUGCUUGCUUUGGUCCCGAUGGCUGCGUUUGGGUCCUGGGUGGUGGCUGUGACGAGUCCGCCUCCUUAGACACAGUGGAGCGCUUAGAUCCUCGUGUGGGACGUUGGCAGGAGGCGCCCAUAAUGCCCGGCCGCCGACGCUGCUUUGCCGCCAGCUUCGGCGUCGACCGCAAACUCUACAUUUAUGGCGGCUGGAACCGAGAGCGAUGGCACGAAGACUCCGCGGCACGCCUAGAUCUCCGAAAUCUCUGUUGGGAAACUUUGCCGUCUCCCAUGGGAGAGGCAGACAGCAUCAUUCCUUACCACUUUGUCAGCGGUUGCACUGCCCUCUGA